Scophthalmus maximus (turbot) is the source of this 2386-nucleotide messenger RNA. Its product is annotated as septin-7. Gene Ontology annotation, cellular component: septin ring; septin complex; microtubule cytoskeleton. The transcript is spliced from 15 exons. NCBI's taxonomy places the organism in Eukaryota, Metazoa, Chordata, Actinopteri, Pleuronectiformes, Scophthalmidae. The coding region runs from base 126 to 1457 and encodes 443 amino acids. Gene Ontology annotation, biological process: cytoskeleton-dependent cytokinesis; cilium assembly. The record is from RefSeq and is a predicted model, not a curated record. Gene Ontology annotation, molecular function: molecular adaptor activity; GTPase activity; GTP binding.
AUUCUCCACGGAGAGCGUACGCACUUUGCUUUGAAGUUCCCUCGUCAAUCACUCUGCCGCUGCGUCGAAUAAUGUGCGUAUCCCACCGCCGCAACUUCUCCGCUGAGUCGAGUUAGUUUGAGGGAAUGUCAAGCGGAGGAACAGCGACCGGGGAGGCAGACAGGAACGGCGACAACAUGGCAGCUCUACAGAAGAACGUGGUGGCCUAUGUUGGCUUUGCAGAUCUUCCCAACCAAGUUUACAGAAAGUCAGUGAAGAGAGGAUUUGAGUUCACUCUCAUGGUUGUGGGGGAAUCUGGCCUUGGGAAGUCGACGCUGAUCAACUCACUCUUUCUGACGGAACUGUACUCCGCUGAAUACCCCGGUCCUUCACACAGAAUAAAAAAAACUGUGAAGGUGGAACAGUCAAAGGUUCUGGUUAAGGAAGGAGGAGUCCACCUCCUGCUCACCAUCGUCGACACCCCUGGCUUCGGUGAUGCUGUAGACAACAGUGACUGCUGGCAGCCGGUCAUCGACCACAUCGACAGCAAGUUUGAGGACUUCCUCAAUGCAGAGUCCAGGGUCAACAGGCGACUGAUGCCAGACAGCAGAGUGCAAUGCUGCCUGUAUUUCAUUGCCCCAUCUGGACAUGGACUGAAGCCCCUCGAUAUUGAAUUCAUGAAACGAUUACAUGAAAAAGUAAACAUCAUCCCCCUCAUUGCCAAAGCCGACACAAUGACUCCCGAGGAGUGUCAACAGUUCAAGAAGCAGAUCAUGAAAGAAAUCCAGGAGCACAAAAUCAAAAUCUACGAGUUCCCAGACACAGAGGACGAGGAGGAGAUGAAGGUUGUCAGGAAAUUCAAGGAUCGUUUACCCCUGGCUGUAGUGGGCAGUAACACCAUCAUCGAGGUCAAUGGACAGCGAGUGCGCGGAAGGCAGUAUCCAUGGGGUGUGGCUGAAGUGGAAAACGGAGAGCACUGUGAUUUUACAAUCUUGCGGAACAUGCUCAUCAGGACCCACAUGCAGGACCUGAAGGAUGUGACGAACAAUGUUCACUAUGAGAACUAUCGCAGCAAGAAGCUGGCCGCCGUCACCUACAACGGUGUGGACAACAACAGGAACAAGGGACAGCUGACCAAACCUGAGACGACUGACGGCAUGAGUCCUCUAGCCCAGAUGGAGGAGGAGCGACGGGAUCACGUGGCCAAGAUGAAGAAGAUGGAACAAGAAAUGGAGCAAGUGUUUGAGAUGAAGGUCAAAGAGAAGCUCCAGAAGCUCAGAGACUCUGAGUUCGAGCUCCAGAGGCGUCACGAGCAAAUGAAAAAGAACCUAGAGGCCCAGCACAAAGAGCUGGAAGAGAAACGUCGCCAACAUGAGGAGGAGAAGGCCAGCUGGGAGGCCCAGCAGAGGAUCCUGGAGCAGCAGAAGCUUGAUGCUUCAAGGACCCUGGAAAAGAACAAGAAGAAGAAGAUAUUUUAAUAACUCUGAAGGACCUACCCGAUGAUACAGUCUAUUUUUUCUUUCUUCUUUUUUUGCCAGCGUUUGAUUGUCAGAACAUCUGUCGAUCAAACUACAUCAGUUACAGUAAAUAAUUUGACCGUAUUACUGUGUAAUAAUCAAGUGAAAGCCGGGGGUCAGUGUCGUCUGGACUUACGGCCUUAUUUUUUUGGGGUCACGGCUCAUUUAAAUGAAUACGUUCACAUAAAAGAAGUUCAGAUGUUCUUAACUCUUUUCCUCUUCUACUUGUGCUGUCUCCUUUUUAAUGCCAAACCCCCCCCCCCAAAGAGGUCAGCCUUUCCUCGUCAGGCUGCAGCUCACCUGAGGCACUGUUCAUAUAUGUAUUUACAUACAUACAUGUAUAGGUAACACAUUUAAUUUCUUCCCGAGAUAUAAUUCUCCUCCAGCUCCUCCCGUAAAUCGUAUAACCAUAAAUCUGCAGUGUUUAACCUUUUAACAUUUUCUUACUUUUUACUCCUUUUUUUUUCUUCUUUUUGUAUCGGCCCCAGUAUGGAACUUGUGUCAUGGCCAGUGUUUUUCUGUCCCUGCUCUUGGGAAACAUUUUCCUGACUUGACUCUUGCCGAGUGUAACAAACGAAAAGAAAUUGCUCAUGAAGUCCUUCUAGAUAAAUUCAUUAGAACCUCUUGUGCAGAUUCUAUAUCAAAAAAUGUUUUCCGACACAAAAAACCCUUUCCGGGGACAGGUUGUGGAAAGUCUUCGUUAGGUGUUGGUGGAUGGGUGCGAUUCUUCACUCAAACAGGUGUCAACUUAGUAACUGUACCAAGCUGGCUUUCUUAAUAUCACAUUUAGCACUGUUUGUGUACUGCAUCUUCAUUUUGUAAUUGUUUCUUGUUUCUGUUUUUAUUGUACAAAGUCACAUUAAAAUAAAAUUGUGAUGGGGUCAAAAUAA